CCCGUCACGGCCGGACUCUCGUUCCCAGUACUACGACCGGGAAAGGCAGAGACCCUAUGCACCGCGCACAGUUAAUCAGCAGCAAGCGCCGAGUGAAGACCUGGAUUUUGUGCAUGAAGAUGGUCGAUCUCAUUCCCGUGACUCUCGUGAUCGUGGCAGUGGUCCUUUUGUGCCGCCGGAACAGCAUCGCCCUCCUAUAGAAGUAUCGAGAAAGCGGUCUCGUAACGAUAUGGAGGUGGAUGAGGAGGAUGACGUCGAUGCUUCUCCCGUGGGAGGUAGCUCAGGGGGAGGAGGGGGAGGAAACACAAAGUUCCCAGGUGGGCACCUUUCGGACGAUAGGGGAGGAAAGAGGAUGCACCAUGACGCACAUUCUGCUACUCCUUCCCAUGUGUCGGAUGCCCAAGAAGAGCCCGAAGGGGAACACUCGGAUGCUUAGAGUAUAAAUUUGUCUAUCUGGGUGACAGGACGGCGACUAGAUUCCUAUUUUGAUAUUCUUGAGUUCUGGUACUUCUGAUGGUCCAUUGUGCGUUUGUAAAUGUUGUUACAUAGUUCGGUAUACGCCUAAUGAGAGUGAGCAAUUCUUGGUUU
Messenger RNA from Serpula lacrymans var. lacrymans S7.9, 588 nucleotides. RefSeq lists its product as uncharacterized. Lineage: Eukaryota; Fungi; Basidiomycota; Agaricomycetes; Boletales; Serpulaceae. The record is from RefSeq and is a predicted model, not a curated record. The coding region runs from base 230 to 436 and encodes 68 amino acids. The transcript has a single exon.